GCCUUUUCUCUCCUACAUGUCACAAAGUUGCGAUGCAUCUAAGCACAUCAUCUUUCUCUCUUUUAAUACACAACAAAGCAAAAAUCUCUUGACUAAUUUUUUUUUUCAUUCGCCCCAAACCUCACCUACAUCUACAGUGUGUCUACACCUACGAUUUGAAUGGAACCGAAUUUCCUUGGGCAGCUUCCUACCACAGUACAAGCCCCACGAUGGAGACCGAUGAGCAACAACCCCAAUUUGUGCCUUUCACCAAGGCUGAGCGCAUUGAGCAAUUAGGCGAGAUCGAUCGGAACAUCGUAAGCCUGCUACGCUCCACUGCUCAAGCUAUUCAAACCCUCGGAAGGCAACAAUCCCAAGGAGAGGAUACUACCAUGACAGGCGACAAAGACCAGCAAUCACAGGUCUUCCAAAGCUCGAUGAAUGAUUUUCUCCGCACGUUACGAACCGUCAACGUCGGUAUGAAACGACAGAUAUGGGGUCUUGAAGAGGAGCAUAUCGUAUCACUGGAAAAUAAGGACGGUCCUAACACUAGGGAUGAUGGCGGCGAGUCGCAGGGAGUUAGCAAUCGCAAUGCUCCAAUCAAGCCGGAUGGCGAUGGGAAGAUUGGCGGACUCGAUGUGGGCUGGCUUAACAGCCGAAGCGAUGAGGUUGAGAGGGGCAUGGAGACCGAUCUCUGGGCCGAGGCCGAGUCAUUUCUACAGCGGAUUCUAGAGCAACGCGAGACCACCCAAAACUAGGAACGGAGAAGGGAUAUUCGAUGAGUUUACUUUAUGGUUGACUGAACAUAAGGGAUAAAAUAGGACAGCAUUAGCAUUUAGCGGCGUUUGAGGAGUACGGGUAUACCACAGGGCUUAUCCAUCUUCAGUCUGCCUAUAUAGUGAGUGCAUUAGGUAGCUGAAAUAUUUUGAUUCGUUUUUAUUUUUAUUCUUAUUUUCAAAUCGUGAAUUCCAGAUAUACUAUUACUUUUAACAUUAGCGGU
Messenger RNA from Daldinia decipiens, 979 nucleotides. RefSeq names its product mediator complex, subunit Med11. Gene Ontology annotation, biological process: regulation of transcription by RNA polymerase II. Lineage: Eukaryota; Fungi; Ascomycota; Sordariomycetes; Xylariales; Hypoxylaceae. The record is from RefSeq and is a predicted model, not a curated record. Gene Ontology annotation, cellular component: mediator complex. The coding region runs from base 210 to 737 and encodes 175 amino acids. Gene Ontology annotation, molecular function: transcription coregulator activity. The transcript is spliced from 2 exons.